UUUGAGCUUACAUGUGUUAAUUAAUUAUAAGAUUAUAACAAAGGUAUACCUCUUUAAUUCCCAGCGAAAUAAGUUUUAAGUAAUGCAUACCGACUUGUCGCCGCAUUUACACACAGAUGAAUGUAAUGUUUUGAUAAGAAAGUUAAUGGAUUGUCACACAGAGCAUCCGUUCAGAAAAUUUAUGGGCUAUUGCAAUGACUACGAUAGAGACAUGCGAAAGUGUCUAAAACAGGAACGUCUUCGUCGUCAGAAAGCAAACUUGGACGAGUCGCGCCGGCGCCACGCUGAAAUUCGCAAUAGAAUAUUAGCACAAGAGCAAGCAGCGCAGUAAUGGAAAGUGACGCGCGAACCAACGGAGGCCUAAAGU
Hyposmocoma kahamanoa is the source of this 367-nucleotide messenger RNA. RefSeq names its product COX assembly mitochondrial protein 2 homolog. The coding region runs from base 83 to 331 and encodes 82 amino acids. Gene Ontology annotation, cellular component: mitochondrion. The transcript has 2 exons. The record is from RefSeq and is a predicted model, not a curated record. NCBI's taxonomy places the organism in Eukaryota, Metazoa, Arthropoda, Insecta, Lepidoptera, Cosmopterigidae.